Molecule: messenger RNA, 449 nt
Organism: Haliotis rubra (blacklip abalone)
Lineage: Eukaryota; Metazoa; Mollusca; Gastropoda; Lepetellida; Haliotidae
Exons: 4
Coding region: 42-398 (118 amino acids)
Source: RefSeq, a predicted model, not a curated record
CAGCAACAAAUGCAACAAACCAUAAUGUACCCCUAAACAACAUGGGACAUUUAACAAAUGUGUACGCGCUGGUACACAGAACCAUGGAGGGUGAGCCAGAGCAUUCUGCUGUGGAGACCGACGAUGAGGCACCAACACAGCAGUCGGAUGGAGACGGUGUUGUCAACGUUGGUGAUCCAUACGUCGUGCCAUACAAGGCACCUCAACGCCAACCUGCUGUAGGUGGUGUUGUAAACGCCGAUGAUCUAUACGCCGUACCAGACAAGACACCUAAACAUCAUCCUGCUGUUGACGGUGUUGUAAACGUUGCUGAUCUGUAUGCUGUACCAAACAAGUCAAAGGAAACACGGAAGGAAACAUAUAGUGUAGAAAUCAACAGUGAGUAUAGUGAAAUCUGAAUGGACGAAGAGUCACUGUUUUGGUGCGGCCAGUGUGUCGGACACUUAAUG